AUGGGGAAGUUGUGGGGCCGGAGCAAGAUGGCGGCGGGCGCGGUGGCGGUGUGCGCGCUGCUGGCGGCGCUGGCGGCGGGCGCUGAGGGCGGGCCCCGCACGCUGGUGCUGCUGGAGAACGGCAACCUGCGCGACACGCACUCCAUGUUCUUCCGCAGCCUCGCGGACAGGGGCUUCGACCUCACCUUCCGGACAGCAGAUGACGCCGGCCUGUCCCUGAUAAAGUACGGGGAAUUCCUGUACGACAACCUCAUCAUCUUCUCCCCAUCCAUAGAAGACUUUGGUGGGAACAUCAAUGUGGAGACCAUCACUGCGUUCAUCGAUGGCGGCGGCAGCGUCCUCGUCGCCGCCAGCUCAGACAUCGGUGACCCCCUGCGAGAGCUGGGCAGCGAGUGUGGGAUCGAGUUUGAUGAGGAGAGGACAGCAGUCAUCGACCACCACAACUACGACAUCUCCGACCCCGGCCAGCACACGCUGAUCGUGGCUGACACUGAGAACCUCCUGAAGGCCCCCACCAUUGUGGGAAAAGCAGCACUGAACCCCAUCCUGUUCCGAGGAGUUGGGAUGGUGGCUGAUCCUGACAACCCAUUGGUGCUGGAUAUCCUGACUGGCUCUUCUACCUCUUACUCCUUCUUCCCAGAUAAGCCCAUCACUCAGUACCCGCACGCGGUGGGGAAGAACACGCUGCUGAUCGCGGGGCUGCAGGCGCGCAACAACGCCCGCGUCGUCUUCAGCGGCUCCCUCGACUUCUUCAGCGACGCCUUCUUCAAUUCUGCCGUGCAGAAAGCGACUCCCGGCUCCAAGAGGUACUCCCAGACAGGUAACUACGAGCUGGCCGUGGCCCUGUCCCGCUGGGUGUUCAAGGAGGAGGGCGUUCUGCGCGUGGGCGCCGUGUCCCACCACCGCGUCGGGGAGCGGGCACCGCCCAACGCCUACACCGUCACCGACCUCGUGGAGUACAGCAUCGUGAUUGAGAAGCUCGCUGACGGCAAGUGGGUGCCCUUUGAUGGGGACGACAUCCAGCUGGAGUUCGUGCGCAUCGACCCCUUCGUGCGCACCUUCCUCAAGAGGAACGGUGGCAAAUACAGCGUGCAGUUCAAGCUGCCGGACGUCUACGGCGUGUUCCAGUUCAAAGUGGAUUACAACCGGCUGGGAUACACCCACCUCUACUCCUCCACACAGGUGUCUGUGCGUCCCCUCCAGCACACGCAGUACGAGCGGUUCAUCCCCUCGGCAUAUCCCUACUACGCCGGCGCCUUCUCCAUGAUGGUCGGCCUCUUCAUGUUCAGCAUCGUCUUCCUGCACAUGAAGGAGAAGGAGAAAUCCGACUGAGCUCCCUGUGGGAGCCUUUUCCCAGCGCCAGGGGGGCUGGGCAGUGCUCAGAGCCUCCCGUGUAUCCGUGUCAGGACUGGUGGGUGCCGGGUGCACUGUGGGGCUGUGUUUGGUCUUUUUCAUUUUUACACCUGGGGGGUUAUUGAGAAUGACAAAUUCUGGGGGGAGAAUCUGUUACCAAGGUAUCUGCAUCCCAGGACCAGGAUGUUUACUGAUGAGUUGUGAUUUUUUGCUCGCUCCACUGUUGGGACGAUUUGGGUUGGAGUCGUGUUGGAAUGAUAUGGGUUGGAGUUGGGUUGGAAUGAUUUGGAUUGCAGAUUAAUUCCCAGUUCAAAAUAAAGUCUCGUUCCUCUCAUCCUC
This is a messenger RNA of Lonchura striata (white-rumped munia), 1692 nucleotides long. It is a transcript of the gene DDOST, whose product is annotated as dolichyl-diphosphooligosaccharide--protein glycosyltransferase non-catalytic subunit. The record is from RefSeq and is a predicted model, not a curated record. Gene Ontology annotation, cellular component: endoplasmic reticulum membrane; oligosaccharyltransferase complex. NCBI's taxonomy places the organism in Eukaryota, Metazoa, Chordata, Aves, Passeriformes, Estrildidae.